ACAUAAUAUCACCAUCUACAAGUCAAUGUCGGUUUCUACUCGGCACCCACGUCCGCACACUUAUAUCAAACCUUUCAUUCAACUUUGCUUCCAUUCAUUCCGAUCAACCAAAUAAAAAAUAAAAAAUUUGCUUCCGUGAUCCAUCCCCGAUGGCAGAGCUAAACUCAGUCAGAGUGCUUGAGGUUUGCAAUGUUGCUCCACAGCCAAGCUCACCUGCUGGCUCAGCCACACCUCCGCCUGAGGCCCUUCCUCUAACCUUGUUUGAUUUGCUCUGGCUCAGAUUUGCACCCGUCCAACGCCUUUUCUUCUAUGAAAUCUCCAACUCCUUUGACACCACCAUACUCGUUUCAAAACUCAAAGCCUCCCUCUCUGUCGCCCUCCAACAAUUCCUACCACUAGCAGGGAACCUCAAAUGGCCCCAAGACUCCCCCAAGCCCAUUCUCAGUUAUGUCCAAGGCGACGCCGUUUCACUCACCAUAGCCGAGUCUGAUGCCGAUUUCCACCAUCUUUCAAGCCGUAGCAACUUUGUUGAGGCCAAAGAGUACCAUUCUCUCGUACCCCAAUUGACAACCUCUCACGAAAAGGCCGCAGCCGUGGCGUUCCAAGUCACCAUCUUUCCCAACGGCAAUGGCUUCUCCAUUGGAACAUCCAUGCACCAUGCCAUCCUGGACGGCAAGUCUUCAACCAUGUUUGUGAAAUCAUGGGCUCACAUUUGCAAACAUCUUGGUGAUGAUCUAUCUGGUUCAGCUCUACCAGAUCAGCUGAAACCAUUUUUUGACAGAAGGGUCGUCCAAGACCCGGCCGGGCUCGAACCAAUCUUCUUGAACCAACUUCAGAAUCUGGACGGACCCAACAACAGGAGCUUGAUGGUUACCCAGUUUAAAUCUCCACCAUCAGACGCUGUUCGCGGCAUCUUUGUAAUCACACGACCCGAAAUAGAAGCAAUGAAGCAAUGGGUUUCGACCAAAAUGGCAGAGAUGAUCAAGAAUGAAAAACAAUCUGAUCGUCCUCAUUUGUCAACAUUUUCUGUAACAUGUGCUUAUACAUGGGUUUGCUUACUCAAGGCAGAGGAAAAACAGACCGAUAAGCCAGUUAUGAUGGGCUUCACUAUGGACUGCAGGCCUCGCUUUGACCCUCCGAUACCUGCAAACUAUUUUGGGAACUGCAUAGCCGGCCGUGUAAUAGUUGCAGAGAGAAAAGGGCUUCUUGGAGAAGAUGGAUUGACCGUGGCGGUCAACGAAAUCAGUGAAGCUAUAAAAAGUGCGGACAAUGAUGGGAUUUUGAAAGGGGCAGAGACUUUGGUUCCAAUAGUUUAUUCUUCUGUGAGGAGUGAAAAGAGAUUUAUGGGUGUUGCUGGUUCACCAAGGUUUGGGAUUUAUGAUACAGAUUUUGGAUGGGGAAGGCCAAACAAGGUGGAGGUGGUUUCGAUCGAAGUGACAGGAGCCAUGUCCCUGGCAGAGUGUAGGGAUGGUAUUGCUGGAGAUGUUGAGGUUGGUUUGGUUUUGGAAAAACAUCAUAUGCAAGCUUUUGCUUCUCUGUUUGCUAAAGGGCUUCAAGACCUUUGAAUCCACGCAUGAAAUUGGUGUUAAUUAGUUGCAGAGUUUUAAUGUUUUCGCUUUGUUUUGGGGGAGAUGAAUAAUUUGAUCGAUGUUCAUUUUUUUUGUUCUUCUGGUUAUGUUCGUUUGCAAUCGUCCUCUGCUUCUCUCA
Molecule: messenger RNA, 1707 nt
Organism: Prunus mume (Japanese apricot)
Lineage: Eukaryota; Viridiplantae; Streptophyta; Magnoliopsida; Rosales; Rosaceae
Source: RefSeq, a predicted model, not a curated record